AUGCUUAUCGAUGGCAGACGCUCAUUUGUCAUCAACCUGGUUGCACCUCAACUUGAACAUCUCACAAUAAUUAAUUGUUCAAUCGAUUACUUGAAUGCUCCACCAGGACUUUCAUCUUUGUGCUACACGGGUGAUCUUCCUCAACAAUUCUCCAAAGAUCGAUUUCAUUCUCUGAACAAAGUGUCGAUCUGUUGUUAUAUGUACAGGCCAUAUAAGGAGAAAGUUGCACGCAAGGCUAUUAAAAUGCUUCAAGAGCUCCAUAGUGCCAGAUAUCUCACACUUAAUGUGGACUUUGUUGAGUGUCUUUCCUCUCAUCCUGAUUUAUUAAUGCACCGUCCUUCACCUUUUAGCAACUUAAUCUGCUUGGCUAUAGACUCCAGCCUGAGGAUCAAUGAUGCAUACAAAGUAAAAAUGUCUACCGAAGCUAGAAACUUCUUUCUUGAGAACUCUCCAAACGCCACAUUCAUCAUGGAAUUACCCGAGCCACCACCUACAAAAACAAUGAAGCAGAAAGAAGCUAGGGCAAAAAAGGCCAAACGAGCUGCAGAGAUUGCAAGCCAUAUGACAGAAUUCCAAGCCUUAAUGUUAGAUCAUGAAAAUGUUGAGCGAAAGCAGGCUAAGGAAAAGGCUAAGGUACCCUUCGAGAAGGUUAUGGCAGAAAUGAAAGCUCAAGUAGGGAAGAUGCAUACUGAGACUGCAAAGAGACUUAUGGAAGAGUUUAAGAUCUGUGUGGAGGAGUUGCGGGUUCUUGUUAAGGAAGAAAAAGCAGAAAUUAACGCCAUCAUUUCAAAGGAAGCCCUAAUCAGAUCAUUACUGGAAAAUAUGCCUAAGAGAGAGAGGACAGUGGUUGAAACAUGCUACUCUCAACAGCUUGUGGAAACAGAAGCACUACAUGUUCGUCUAGCCUCGGAGUUUGUGGCUUCAGAAGGAAUCUUUUUUCGUGAAAAACUCCUGACUUGUAUCUUAGAACACCUCGCAUCAUCUUCCUCCACAACAACAAGGGGUGUUGUGGUAUCUUUUGGUUUUGCAGGUAUAAUUUGUACGCGGGUUGUUUAACCCGGAUCCGGGUUUGCCCCGGUGUAUUUAAUGUUGGUUUCUUCUCAUUUGCGUAGAUUAGAUGAUAAGUUUUACUCUCUCACUCAUAUUGUUCUCUCCAGUUUAGGGUUUGUAUUAGGGUUUCUGUU
Messenger RNA from Lactuca virosa, 1184 nucleotides. Lineage: Eukaryota; Viridiplantae; Streptophyta; Magnoliopsida; Asterales; Asteraceae. The record is from the annotation of a GenBank genome assembly.